AUGAUUACCAUGUUUUUCCAGGGAACUCUUCAGGACGGUAUUGCCCUUGCCGUAAGGGAGACCAAGGCUGUGGUUUGCUUUGUCCGAGGUCAGUAUCUCCCCGCAUCCCACGACCCCAGCUCUUCUGAUCGUGCCUCAUGUGCAGAUGAUGCCACACUCAGCUCAACAUGGGAGGAAGAGUACUUUUUGGAUGAUGAGCUUGCGCAGGCCCUCGAUGCGAAAGCGGUGCUUUUGCGCCUUACUGCCGGGACACAGGAAGUUGCGUUCUUGAGCUCUUUCUGUCCGAUUGCCGAAUUUCCGGCCACUAUUGUGAUCCAGAAUGGCACACUCCAGGAAUACCUUUUGCCAGGCAUUUCGAAAGAGGAUUUCAAAGCCCGUCUUGUUGCAGCUAUAAAUGGACAAGGGCCUUCCGUUUCCGCCUCUACACGGCAAUCACAGAACAGCACCGCUUCCAUUAACAAUACCGUGACACCAGUUGCCCCUAAUACAGCCAUUCCAGCAAGUCCUCCGACGUCAAGCCAACCAUCGCCGAGUACCAGUGUCCUUUCAAGUUCUACGCCCCCAAUACAGAGUAAUCAUACGUCUUUGGAGGAUCGAGUUGUCCACAAAAAGACACCGAAGCCUGCAUCUUCAAAGUCCCAGCCAUCAAAGGAGAACCAGAAGAAACCUAGCCCUUUGCCAGGGGCAAAGGAAAAGACGGUCCACGUCCCUCCAAAGGCUCCAAAUCCCAUUGCUAGCAAGGAUCCUGCACCCACUGUUGAAGAACCCAAACCACAAUCACCAAUUCCAAGAGGACCCCCAAGCCAUUACAGACUUCAGGUGCGCUUAUUCGAUGGACGCUCUGUGCGCUCUAGUUUCUUGCCCAAUCAGACAAUCAGCCGCAAUGUGCGUCCUUGGCUCGAUGAGCAGAUGACGGACGACCACCGACCCUACAAUCUCAAGCACAUCCUGACACCUCUUCCAAACCGAACACUCUCCCUCUCCGAAGAGUCGCAAACUCUUCAAGAUCUGGGCCUUGGCUCAACCGCAAAUUUAGUCAUGGUCCCUGUCAGGUCGUACACCGAGGCAUAUGCUUCCGCCGCAGCCAGCUUACCAGCACGCGGUAUCUCCGCUGUAUAUAACGUAGUGUCAUCUGUCGCAAGCUCGGCCACGGGAAUUAUGGGCUCUUUCAUUGGGUUAAGCUCCAACGCAUCAGCAACAGAGCCGGCCCCUGCUUCAUCUAGUCCUACGCCUAGCGAAAAUACCCGACGACCACAUUCGACGGGGCCCAGGAUCCGAACACUUCGGGACCAGCAAAUUGGGCAGGACGAAAACCAGCUGUAUAACGGCAACCAGUUAAACUUCGAGCCAAGGAACCAGGAUAGCAAAGAUGAUUGA
This is a messenger RNA of Penicillium macrosclerotiorum, 1377 nucleotides long. RefSeq names its product UBX domain protein. NCBI's taxonomy places the organism in Eukaryota, Fungi, Ascomycota, Eurotiomycetes, Eurotiales, Aspergillaceae. The transcript has 4 exons. The record is from RefSeq and is a predicted model, not a curated record. Gene Ontology annotation, molecular function: protein binding. Bases 1 to 1377 code for a protein of 458 amino acids.